Messenger RNA from Ogataea polymorpha, 1618 nucleotides. RefSeq names its product 60S ribosomal protein L17-B. Bases 23 to 580 code for a protein of 185 amino acids. NCBI's taxonomy places the organism in Eukaryota, Fungi, Ascomycota, Pichiomycetes, Pichiales, Pichiaceae. Gene Ontology annotation, cellular component: cytosolic large ribosomal subunit; ribosome. The record is from RefSeq and is a predicted model, not a curated record. The transcript has a single exon. Gene Ontology annotation, biological process: cytoplasmic translation. Gene Ontology annotation, molecular function: structural constituent of ribosome.
ACUGGUCUACACAGAAAAAAAAAUGGCUAGAUACGCAGCAACACCAGCUAACCCAGCCAAGUCCGCCUCUGCCAGAGGAUCGUACUUGAGAGUGUCAUUCAAGAACACCAGAGAAACCGCUCAGGCUAUCAAGGGCUGGAAGCUCGAGAAAGCUAAACAAUACCUGGACCAAGUUUUGGACCACAAGAGAGCCAUUCCAUUCAGAAGAUUCAACGGAUCUAUUGGUAGAACUGCUCAGGGUAAAGAGUUUGGUGUUACCAAGGCAAGAUGGCCUGUCAAGAGUGUCAAAUUCAUCCAAAGCCUUCUUGAAAACGCUGAAUCUAAUGCCGAAGCCAAGGGCCUCGACGUCUCGAAACUUGUCAUUUCUAACAUCCAGGUGAACCAAGCUCCAAAGCAAAGAAGAAGAACCUUCAGAGCCCACGGUAGAAUCAACGCUUACCAAUCUUCUCCAUCCCACAUUGAGCUCAUCUUGACCGAAGAGGAGGAGGCUGUUGAAAAGGCUAAGGAUGAGAAGAAGGUCAGAUUGAACUCUAGACAAAAGGGAAGACUUCUUUCUCAAAAGAGAUUGACUGCUGCUUAGGUAGUUAGAUAUUUCAAUAUACUAAUUGAGAGUUGACGACAUUAACUAUGUAACAUCUGUUUUUAUUUUCUUGCGCGGCAGACUAUCGGUGCUGCUCUCCCAUUGCACAGACUCCAGCCCUUUGCCAGAUUCCAGCUGACUCUUUAAAAACUCGUAUUGCAUGAUGAACCGUGGUCGAGUCACUACUUCGAAUUGGAUGAAUCUGUAGAGAUCCGGGUUGUCAGAUUGGGAUCGCAGACCUUUGAAUAGGUCCACGAUAUCGCCAACAGACAGCUUAGAACAGUGAAUGCUGUCUUCCUCAAUGGUCAGAUCGCCAAGACUGCUGCAUUUGAGAAUUAAUUCGCGUUCUUCUUUGAACGGAUGCUUGGCUUUGAGACGAGAGAAAAACAGUUCAAGACUUAGCCCAAAUAUAUCUUCGCCGAAAAGAACGGUGAGGUCUUUGAAGUCAGCCUCUUCUGGAACGCUAGGCUGAACCAGUUUGUAAACCUCUCUCCCCAAAUCAAUGUAAAUAGGCACUUCAUAUGACAGCCCAUUUGACUCCGUUACCACUUCAUUUGGAUCUUCUUCUGGUGCGUCCUGGUUCUCCUGGUUCUCCUCGAUCUUGCCUAUCUGUCCAGACUCUUCAUGCUCCUCCUCUCCGGCCAGCUCUUCGUCUGUCAGGCCAACUUCUUCAUCCGCCUCUUCAUCCUCUUCGUCUUCGUUGUUGUCCUCCUCUUCUUUGACCUCCAAGUCUGGCUCCUCAAUUAGCUGUGUCUCGGGCUCCUGUUCCUGUUCCUCUUUUUCUUCUUCUUCUUCGAGCUCCACAUGGUCGCUUUCAUAUUCGAGCUCGCUUUCCCCGUCAACGGUGUUUUCAGUUCUGUCGUCAACAAGCUCUUGCCCUCGCGUCGCCACGUCUGCCGCGUUUGGCUUUUCGGUGUCGUCGUCCAGCAACGAGCCCACACUCUCUAGUUCUACAUCUUCAUUUUCAACACUCACCUGUUUUUUCGGUUCUAGCUGGGCCUUUUCCCGAGUUUCAAGAACCUCAAUAUCCAUUGCAAU